Molecule: messenger RNA, 1775 nt
Organism: Annulohypoxylon truncatum
Lineage: Eukaryota; Fungi; Ascomycota; Sordariomycetes; Xylariales; Hypoxylaceae
Product: Ydc2-catalyt-domain-containing protein
Exons: 1
Coding region: 344-1393 (349 amino acids)
Cellular component (GO): mitochondrion
Molecular function (GO): DNA endonuclease activity; flap-structured DNA binding; crossed form four-way junction DNA binding
Source: RefSeq, a predicted model, not a curated record
GUUCGCAGGUUCGGGGUCCACUUAAAAAUUAUCAAAAUUAAUAUCGCGACUUUGAGAAUAUCUAGAGUCAGUACAUAAUUACCAAUUGACUGGUAUACGCCUCGAUAAUAAGGUGUUACAACUAUUAGCAAGGAUCGGAAACGGCCGCGGUUGGUUAGAAAAGGAGAAAAAAAAGAAAAAGCAUCUAGUUCAGACAACAUUGGAUCGAGCGACACCUGCAUACUCCUAUCCCGCCUCUACCCACAGUAGUUCUCUCCCACCCAUGGCUUCAUGCUCUGUACGCAGGUAAGGUAGAUAAGUUGGUCGCAUAUUACGUAUGUUCGCAGGAUAAUCCAACCCUACCAUGCCAUCAACCCUAGAAACGCUCCUGCCAAAGUUCAAAGCCAGGCAGUUGAAGCAAUUAUCUUUCCUAUGCGGCGCCAAGACCUCGGGUCUGAAAUCCGAGUUCGUCGAGCGUCUGCUCUCGCUCGCCCAGCUUCCGGCACCCAGACGCCAGCCGUUGAUCCUAAGCAUAGACAUGGGAAUCCGCAACUUGGGGUAUAGUCUCUUAUCUCCCGCCGCCGCGACUUCGCCUCGGCGAAAAGGGAAGUCUGCGCCCCUGACGAGGGAAGCCGUGCGCAGUCCGCCGCGCGUCAAUCUACACGCCUGGCAGCGCCGCGAACUUUUUGACACAUCUCCGGACGACCCGGUCGACCCGGACCAGUACAGCCCGACGUCUCUGGCCAUUGCCGCGGACCGGCUAGUGCGGCGGGACUUGCUGCCCCUGAAACCGACGCAUAUCCUCAUCGAGCGGCAGCGAUGGCGCAGCGGUGGCGCGUCUACGGUUCUCGAGUGGACGCUCCGGGUCAACACGUUGGAGGCCAUGCUUCACGCAUCGUUGCGCACCUUGCGAGAGUUGGGGCAUUGGGAUGGAGAACUUAUAUCCGUGGCUCCUCCUAGCGUCACACGGUUCUGGCCGGCGCCAUCCAAGGAGGAUACUCCGAAGAAGCGUGCUCGAGCCAGCAAAACAAUGGAAAGCGAGGUGAAAGUGCGCAAGAAAUCCAACUCGAAGCAGACCAAGAAACAUAAGAUCGGCGUCUUGACCGGCUGGUUGAAGAGGGGACCUGAAGACCAAGUUAUCCUACCUGCAACUAGCGAUCUUGAGAGUGCUGUAGAGCAAUUCCGCCUGAGACUAAGUGGUAUCCGAAGGUCUCGGUCGCGCGACGCAGAAGAUGAUCCAGCACAAGCUUGGCCCCUAAAACUUGACGACCUGACAGAUUGUCUCUUGCAAGGCGUAACCUGGCUGAAGUGGGAGGAAAAUAGGGCGCUUCUACUUAAUGAAAAGAGAGUACUAGAACUCCUAGACUCAGAUAUCUUAGAUGAAGAAAUGGUCACACCACUCGAUGAUGUAUAGAAUAAGCGUUCAAUCGCAAUUGUAUAAAUAUCCACCUAUGUUCAAACCAAGGCCCAGGCCCUCGUCAAGACUACUCUCUCUCCAUUACCCUGCGCGCAACACAAUUCCAAGCAAAUCUGAGCCCGUGAAGAUUGGGGUAUAACAGGCCCAGACCAACAUCUAUCAAACUCUCCUCAACGAAACCCAUCGACUGCUUCUCGCCACAACCCCUCCGAUAGACCAUUUACAGGAAGAGAACACUAGUCAAUCCCGUAGCGAAAAGCGCAGCGGCAGCGUAGAGGAAGGGCUGGGGCUCGGUAGCCAUGCCAGCGUUACCGGUGGCAGCGGCAGAGCUGCUGCUGGAACUGCAAAAUAGUUGUUAGUAAAAGUAUGGAUUCAACAA